GUGUGUGGUGUGUUUAUUACGCGGUCUGGUUUAUCUGACCGUGUUUAAAUGUUAGGUUUUUUUUUUUCUCACUUAAAAAAAGACGGUUUACAUGCGUUUGACUGGAUGCGGCAAAUUUUUAAGUUACCGUAAACUCGGUAGGACUGCGUUAAUCUAAUACAUUUAUCUGGAUGGUGGCUGUCUCUUGGGGCCCACCUUAGGAGGUGCUCAGCGCAACCAUAAACCCUAACGUACCUGGUCCUUGUCGCUAUGACCAAGACCAAGUGUGCCAGUGCAGCCUCCGGGUCUGAGCAGGUCAACAACGGCUCUCUGGAUCCGACCUGCUCACCUGGCUGUCCGGAUCUCAUCACACCUGUCAAAGUCAAGGUGAUGAAGCAGACCUCCAGGGAGAACCUCCACCGGAGAAACACGGAGUGUGAAGUGUACGAUGAUGGCACCAACACCUUCUUCUGGCGAGCACACACUUUAACUGUGCUGUUCAUUCUGACUUGCGCUCUGGUCUACGUCACAUUGUUGGAAGAGACUCCUCAGGAUACCACCUACAACACCAAGAGGGGGAUUGUGGCCAGCAUCCUUGUGUUUCUUUGCUUUGGAGUGACCCAAGCCAAAGAUGGACCUUUCACCAGACCACAUCCAGCUUACUGGCGGUUCUGGCUUUGUGUCUCUGUUGUAUAUGAGCUGUUUCUCAUCUUCAUCCUAUUCCAGACUGUGCAUGAUGGACGGCAUUUCAUGAAGUAUAUUGACCCCAAGCUGGGUGUACCCCUCCCCGAGAGAGACUAUGGAGGAAACUGCCUACUCUACGAUCCAGGAAAUGUCACAGAUCCCUUCCACAACAUCUGGGACAAGAUGGACGGUUUUGUUCCAGCUCACUUCUUGGGUUGGUAUAUCAAGACACUGAUGAUCCGGGAUUGGUGGAUGUGUAUGAUAAUCAGUGUCAUGUUUGAGUUCCUGGAAUAUAGCUUGGAGCACCAGUUGCCCAACUUCUCUGAGUGCUGGUGGGACCAUUGGAUCAUGGAUGUGUUGGUGUGUAACGGUCUGGGGAUCUACUGUGGCAUGAAGGCGUUGGCCUGGUUGUCAAUGAAGCCCUACCAAUGGCAGGGCCUCUGGAACAUUCCUACAUACAAGGGGAAGAUAAAACGUAUCGCUUUCCAGUUCACCCCGUACAGCUGGGUGAAAUUUGAGUGGAAGCCUGCCUCCAACCUCCGUCGCUGGCUUGCUGUGUUGGGCAUCAUCUUCAUGUUCCUCUUGGCUGAGCUGAACACCUUCUACCUGAAGUUUGUGCUGUGGAUGCCCCCAGAGCACUACCUGGUGCUGCUCCGCCUGGUUUUUUUUGUCAAUGUGGGAGGUGUAGCCAUGAGGGAGAUCUAUGACUUCAUGGAUGACCCGAAGUUUUACAAGAAGCUCGGGCAGCAGGCCUGGCUGGUGGCAGCGAUCACAGUGACUGAGUUCCUGAUUGUGGUGAAGUAUGACCCCAAUACCAUCAUGCUGCCCAUCCCCUUCUUCAUCAUUCAGUGCUGGAUCUUAGGAAUCCUCCUCAUCUUCAUUUGGACGCUGUGGCGCUUCUUUAUCCGUGACAUCACACUCCGCUACAAAGAAACCCGUCGGCGCAAACAGGAAACUCCGACAGAGUGGGACCGCCCUCUGGCCAACAGCAGCUUGGCCACACCCUCUGGGCGGAGCAAACUCAACGGCAGCUCUGAGAUGCUGCGACAGAGAAAGUCCUGAGGGGAUUAUGGGCUGGAGGCAGUCGUCAAAGUUCUCAGCACUGAUUCCAAAAAAUAGAGACCAAUUUUUAGAGAACGGAAAACACUCGAGAUAAAUCGCAGCACCAGUGUGAACCACACCGGCAUUCAGGCAGUGCAUGAUCUCGUUGUCACCGUGGAUUUACCUCAUUCUGUUUUUAGAAGACAUGAAGCUCGUGUGUGUUACUGGAUGUUUGGGAGAAACUGAGUGUGCAGCAGAUGUGGCACAAGUUCUUAUAUGGAACCAAGAAAAUGGAGAGAUUUGUGACCAAAGUGCCAGCAGCAGAGUGGACUCCUGACAGAACCUGGGAUCAGUGUCACAUUGGAUGAGGAUGUUUAGGUGUGUGUGUGUGUGUGUGUAAUGCUAUGCAAUGUUCAGUAUGAAUGCAUUAACACUCACCUAACAGUGACAUUGGUUUUGGUUAAAAUGUUUGUCUGGGCUGUUACAGUACUUCUUACUUAGGUUCAUAGGUAAUAGAGUUUACAUGUGGUUUAUGAAUUUAGUUCUCUUAACAGUUCAGAGUUCCUGUUCCUAAAGGUUCUUGAGGUCCAAAGGUGUGCUGGUUACAAGAAACUGAAAUGGACCAAAGCCUGGAGAUCAGUUUGCCUGAUUAGUCAAGCCUGCUGUUUCCUCGUUCUUGAUUGUCUGAGCAUCUCUGAACUAUUUAAUUAGCACUGGGUGGAUGUGCAGGAGCAGGGUCAGUGACCUGUUUUGGGGCGUUGUCUUACUGCUGGACCUUUAUGGUAACCUGUUGUGAUCACGAGCGUGUGGGAUGCAGAGACUGUGCAGCACACUAACAAACUACGACAAUCGUCCAUACCGGGGUGUCUCUUGUAGACGCGACUGGACACGCUGCUGCCGUCACUCUCUAGUCAAAAACUGGAAUUCUUAACCAGAUUAAUUCCGGCUCGUGAGCAACAACAACACAGUUUUUUUUUUUUUUUUUCUCAUCAGACUUUAAAUAUCGUUCUUUUUCCUGUAGGUGGUGUGAGGUUGCAAUGUUUUGGGAACAUGACACAAAAUAGGUCAGCUUUAAACAUUCAGGGCCUAGAAAAUCAGCCUCUUUCACAAUGAUUUGUCAACGUUAUCUGUAGAAAUAGAAGUGAAUGAUUUGAAAAUGGAAAGCAAAUUGAGGGUGGUGUGCGCAGCUUCAACCGUGAUUCCAGCUUUUGCUUUCCAAGCUGUGCUGCAUUCUUGCUUUCCACUUGAUACAUCAUGACCAUGGUGAGAGCGCACGUACCAUCCUCUGUCUACGCCGCUCCAAAUGUAAAUGAUUUCAUUCUUGGUCCUUACGUCACCCUUCCAGUGAAAACGUUAACCUCCGUGCAGGAAACCAGUGAAUCAUUUCAGAUUCCUGUGAACGGCUGUCCACUGUUGUAGUACCACUGAUUGUCCGGGGGUGGGGGUGGUGACAUGGCCAAACCCAGCUCAGCAUCUUGUGCUAAUUUCAGCUUUUCUGUUCUAUUAUAGUUUCAUUGAUUGCUUUAUAUGGAUCGGGUUAAUGACGGCUGUUUCUGUGAACAUCUUGAUUUUUUUUUUUUUUUAAAGAAAAUAAUUAGGCCUUGUGACUGUUUUAUAGAUGGACUGUGAAGUUCUUGUUACACUUGGCUCUGCUUUAAUCACAUUUUUUUUUUUUGUGCUCCCCCCCUUGUUGGUGAUAUGUUUCAGGGUUCUGAUCAUUUAUUUAGCUACAAACAUUUAUUUUUAAAUCUAAACUGUUACUGCACAUGUUACCUUCUUAAUGAUGAAACAGAUCAUGAUGCUGCACUACAUCUGUCUCUAACUUUGACAGUCUGCUAAAAAGCCAAGCUUUACUUUAAGAUGUGACCUGUGAAUUUAACACUUUGUUUGCUUAUUUUUAAGUAAAUCAACUCUUAUUUAUUUUGUGCAUCAAAUCAGAAUUCAUGAAAUUAGGUAGAAAACGGAAUGAGCAGUCAAAGUAAAUUGUAUUGAUUGGUUCA
This is a messenger RNA of Thalassophryne amazonica, 3704 nucleotides long. It is a transcript of the gene ptdss2, whose product is annotated as phosphatidylserine synthase 2. Gene Ontology annotation, biological process: phosphatidylserine biosynthetic process. The record is from RefSeq and is a predicted model, not a curated record. Bases 250 to 1725 code for a protein of 491 amino acids. Gene Ontology annotation, molecular function: L-serine-phosphatidylethanolamine phosphatidyltransferase activity. The transcript is spliced from 13 exons. Lineage: Eukaryota; Metazoa; Chordata; Actinopteri; Batrachoidiformes; Batrachoididae.